Molecule: messenger RNA, 1953 nt
Organism: Ipomoea triloba (trilobed morning glory)
Lineage: Eukaryota; Viridiplantae; Streptophyta; Magnoliopsida; Solanales; Convolvulaceae
Product: L-ascorbate oxidase homolog
Exons: 1
Coding region: 123-1787 (554 amino acids)
Molecular function (GO): copper ion binding; oxidoreductase activity
Source: RefSeq, a predicted model, not a curated record
AAAAAAACAAAAAAAAAAACAAAAAAAAAAAAACAAAAAACAAAAAAACCCCUCUAUCCAUUUAAAAAUAAAAAUACCAAAAAUAAUAAUACCAAAAAAAAAAAAAAAACUCCGGGAUAGCCAUGGAUGGAGCUAGCACAAUGCUAUUGGUUUUUCUACUCUGUCUCUCCCGUGUGGGAGCUGAGGACCCUUAUCUGUACUACACUUGGAAGGUGACCUAUGGCACCAUUUCACCAAUGGGUGUCCCUCAACAGGGCAUCCUUAUCAAUGGCGAGUUCCCAGGUCCUAGGAUCAAUGGCACUUCCAACAACAACGUUCUUGUUAAUGUUUUCAACGAGAUAGACGAGCCGUUGCUCUUCACUUGGGGUGGCAUUCAACAACGGAAGAAUUCUUGGGUGGAUGGUACUCCUGGGACCAUGUGCCCUAUCAUGCCUGGCACCAAUUUUACCUAUAAGUUCCAAGUGAAGGACCAGAUUGGAAGUUACUUUUAUUUCCCGACCCUUGGUUUACAACGUGCAGUAGGUGGAUACGGCCCCAUCAAUGUCCACAGCCGUGAGCUCAUCCCUGUCCCAUUCGACAGACCGGCUGAUGAGUUCAAUGUUUUCUUGAGUGAUUGGUAUAACAAAGGGCAUAAGACAUUGAAGAAAAUUCUUGAUAGUGGUGGGAGUAUUACUAGACCUGAUGGGCUAGUGAUCAAUGGGAAGCAUGGGAAGGUUGGAGACAAAAUGGAACCACUUUUCAAAAUGGAAGCCGGUAAGACUUAUAGGUAUCGGGUUUGCAAUUUGGGGUUGAGAACUUCGGUGAAUUUCAGGUUUCAAGGACACAAUAUGGUAGUGGUUGAGGUGGAGGGCUCACACACGGUCCAAAAUGACUACGAUUCCCUUGACCUCCAUGUCGGCCAGUGUCUCUCGGUUCUCGUGACGGCUGACCAGGAGCCUAAGGACUACUACUUGGUCGCCAGUAGCAGAUUCUUCAAGCAAGAAUACUUAACUGUAGCUAUUAUUCGCUACACUAAUGGCAACGGGAUUGCCCCAUCCCCGGAGCUUCCACCACCCCCGCCAGUCAGCACCGAGGGCAUCGCCUGGUCUAUCAACCAGUUCCGGUCGUUUAGGUGGAACCUCACUGCUAGUGCCGCCCGCCCCAACCCGCAAGGAUCCUACCAUUAUGGCCAAAUCAACAUCACUCGCACCUUAAAACUCGUAAGCUCCAAGAGCACAGAGGGUGGCAAGCUUCGAUACGCAAUCAACGGUAUCUCCCACAUCGACUCAGACACCCCAUUAAAGCUCGCCGAGUACUAUCAAAUCCCCGAGAAGGUAUUCAAGUACAACAUUAUGGGUGACAACCCUCCAGACAAUUUGGAAAAGGUGACUGUAGCACCCAAUGUCGUCAACGCCACAUUUCGCAACUUCAUCGAGAUCAUAUUCGAAAACCAUGAAAAGACCAUCCAAACCUACCACCUCGACGGCCACUCCUUCUUUGCAGUGGGAAUUGAGGCAGGGAAAUGGAGCCCAGAGAAGAGAAAGAAUUACAACCUAGUGGACGCUAUAAGUAGGCACACCGUCCAAGUCUACCCCCAUUGCUGGGCGGCUGUCAUGACCACUCUGGAUAACGCUGGAAUGUGGAACCUAAGAUCGGAAAUGUGGGGAAGGGCAUACUUGGGACAACAAUUCUAUUUCUCCGUUCUUUCCCCGGAACGCUCAUUGAGAGAUGAGUACAAUCUCCCGGACAAUCAAGCUCUAUGUGGCCUAGUGAAGACCAUGAAAAAGCCACCUCCUUACACCAUUUAAGGUGUACGUUCAUUAAAAUACUUCCAAGAAAAUAUAAUAUUAAUAAUAAAAUAAUGAAGUAAUCAGUAUUGUAGAGAGGGGUGGAUGGAAUACUAGAGCAUGACUCUAAAUGGGAGUAAAAUGAAAUAAAUGAAAGAAAAAAAAAAUCAUGGUUUCUAGCUUAACA